AUGUCUAACUUCUCUUGGGACCCAGAAGCCUGGCAGACGGAGCUCGGUUUCGUGCUGUCAAGCGUCGAGACGUUUGAUGCUUGCCAACGAGCAAGAUUGCCCGGGUUGCCAGUGGACAAGGUCGACGCCAAGAUCGAGCGGCAGAUAAAGGAAGAUACUGCCAUGACCAGGCCUAUCCCUAUCCCAAUGAUCAAAUGGCGUCUGAGUCUUGUCAAGCCUGAUUUCAACUCUAAGAUCGACAACGUCCCUCUGGCCGGGGGUCUGCAGAGUCUCAACAUUCUCACAAACCCAAACUAUGACCACUGCUACCGACCCUGA
Messenger RNA from Fusarium subglutinans, 318 nucleotides. RefSeq lists its product as uncharacterized. The transcript has 2 exons. The record is from RefSeq and is a predicted model, not a curated record. Bases 1 to 318 code for a protein of 105 amino acids. NCBI's taxonomy places the organism in Eukaryota, Fungi, Ascomycota, Sordariomycetes, Hypocreales, Nectriaceae.